This is a messenger RNA of Lachancea nothofagi CBS 11611, 2037 nucleotides long. NCBI's taxonomy places the organism in Eukaryota, Fungi, Ascomycota, Saccharomycetes, Saccharomycetales, Saccharomycetaceae. The record is from the annotation of a GenBank genome assembly.
AUGGGAGUUCCUGCUUUCUGGGACAUAAUAAAGGGCCACAGUAGCAUAAGAAGAAUUCCGUUUAAGCAGUUCGUGAUAGACCACAGAACUACACAUGGGAAAUCACCCAGGUUGGCCAUCGAUGCUUUUGCGUGGCUCUUCGAGUGUGGGUUUAUUUUAGGAGAGAAUGAGAAUUUAAAUGAGAAAGGAUACAAAACUGAUGCACUUGCUAUUGUAACGCUACUGAAGCGAAUAAACCUCCUGCUGUCUCUCGAUGUGACUUUUAUAUUAGUAUUUGAUGGUCCCAUGAAACCGGAUUUUAAGAACAGAUCAAAAUUGAAAACUAGAAUUGCCACUGAAGAGGAAGAUGCACCUAUCAAAGAAGGCUUCCUAACAUCAUGCAAUCAGCAUUUGAAGCAACACGAGUCAGGAGUCCCGUGCUCCUCUGCAACAUAUGAAGCUGAAGGACAGGACGGAGUAAGUGUCGCGAAAAGACUACUAAGUGCAUUAAAUAUCUCUUGGAUUGAUGCUUGUGGUGAGGGCGAAGCGGAAUGUGCAAGACUGCAAGUGCGCCAUUUGGUGGACUACGUGGUUUCCAAUGACUCAGACGCAUUCGUUUUUGGAGCCAACAAAGUACUCAGAAAUAUGUCAAAGUUCUGGGAGGAUUUACCAGCAUCCUACGGAAGUCCAAUGAAGAAGAAAGAUCACAAAGAAAUCUUUGUUACUGUGGUAGAUAUUGGCAAAAUAACAGGCUGGAAUCAAGAUCAAAUUGUGCUAUACUAUGUUCUUUUAGGAGCGGAUUACAGCCAGGGCGUUCGGGGGCUAGGUUCUAAGAAAUCGGCAAUAUUAGCACAGCUUAAAGAACCCGAUUUAGCACUUCAACUCAUGACUAUUUUUUCAAAACAAACUUCAUGUCCAGAAAUUAUACGGGAGCGUUAUUUGAAAUUCCAGCGACAGGUCUUUGAAAUCUGUCAAAGCCAAAGUAAAGUGUUAUUCGGAAGGCGUUACUUCUCAUCUUCCGGGGUGGAAGCAUUUCAAGGGUGGCCAUCUGAACUGGCGAUUAUGCACUACCUUUACCCAGUACUAUCACCUGAAGUUAAUACGCAAAAACUUAUAGGCAAUUACGCGAAUGUCAGUGGCAGCCUCAAGGUUGAUGCGCAUAAUUUUCGAGACCUCUUCCAACUUUUACGUGAUUUCGAACUAAAGCGUAUAACGAAUCUCAGAAGUUGGUUUCACGAAAUGUCGCACACUACGUUCAUGCUCAAAGAGCUUCUGUAUAAUGUUCGAACACAUGAAGAGCAGACAAAGAGUAUGAAAAUCACUGAUGAAUGGAGCGCGAACGUUUGCCACGAUAAAUUUCGUAUUGAAUACUGGCGAGUUCGUUAUAAUAGUUUUUUGACUGGGGUAGAGGAGCCCAAAGCGGUUGAAGAAAGUGAAUCAAGUGGAGACGGCAUUGAUGUGCUCAUCAAAGGAGGUCAUGACAAAGUCACCAGUCUCACGAGAAAGCAGCUAGAACGAACAGCACAUAAGUACAUGACUUCCAUUCCCAAAGCAUUGGUUCCAGACUCUCACAUUUUAGUGAUGAAUUACCGCUUGGAAAAGCGUAAAGUGUGGGAAAGGAGCCCUUCUAAGAAGCAGAAAUCAUCUCGAAAAUCUUCUCCGCAAAAGAAUACUCUUGAUGAUUUUCUGAAGAGCCACGCUUCGCCUAAAAAGAAUGAGGAAGCUGUGUCGAUUAGUACCGAUGUGCUGCCCACGAGACGCAAGCUUUUUGUAGACGACGUUUCUGAUUGUGGCGAAUCCACUUUUUCGCAAUUAGCAGAUUCCAGCUCUCUGAUCCUUGUGUCAGAAAAAGAUUGCGAAAGUAGUGGGUUGCAUGCAUCUCCGAAGAGAAAUUUAGAUGUACUUUUUGACCACCAAGAUGUAGAUUCAGAUACAGAAGCCGCGAAAUCACCAAUGAAAAGACGUACCAUCUCUGGUAUUCACGAAACGACAUCACUACGUGCCCCUCGACUGUUACCGGAUAACUACGUCGAUUUAACAAUUGAUAAUGAGACAUGA